Cottoperca gobio is the source of this 1220-nucleotide messenger RNA. RefSeq names its product SH2 domain containing 1A duplicate a (gene sh2d1aa). The record is from RefSeq and is a predicted model, not a curated record. Gene Ontology annotation, biological process: negative regulation of insulin-like growth factor receptor signaling pathway; regulation of immune response. The coding region runs from base 354 to 827 and encodes 157 amino acids. Gene Ontology annotation, molecular function: inositol-polyphosphate 5-phosphatase activity. Gene Ontology annotation, cellular component: cytosol. NCBI's taxonomy places the organism in Eukaryota, Metazoa, Chordata, Actinopteri, Perciformes, Bovichtidae. The transcript is spliced from 3 exons.
CGCACAUGUGUGUGUGUGUGUGUGUCUUGUAGCGAGGGAGGAAGGCUGAGCUGCAAGACAUAAAGGUUAGAGGUUAGAAACAGCUGCGUCAGUCUGGUGUAAGACGUUGGAAAAUCCGAAAACUGGCUUGCCAGAGCUCAGGCUCCCGGAUGGACAUUUCGAAAGAGAGAGAAGCAAAUAUCAAAUGAGAGGCUGGACAGCUGCCUUACCUGUGUUCCCAGUCCAGAUGAUACACAGUGAAGACAAAAAGGCUGGCCUGCAGUGAACAUUUGAAGGGGAAGAAAAAGAGAGAGGAGAGCUGGCACUUGGGAGCAGGAUAAAAAAGAAAGAAGCAGAUCUGGAGAGGAGCCGUGAUGGAGAAGCUGCCUGUGUAUCACGGACCCAUCGGGAAGGAGGAGGGGGAGAGGCGGCUGGCCGUGGACGGGCGGGACGGGAGCUACCUAGUGCGCAACAGUGACUCUGUAGCGGGCGUCUACUGCCUGUGUGUGCUGUGCAAAGGAUUAGUCUACACGUACAGACUCCACAAGGACGACGCAGGCUCAUGGGCUGCUGAAAGCACUCCUGGUGUGCAGAAGCGAUAUUUCCGGCAAAUCAAGAACUUGAUAGCAGCUUUCCAGAAGCCCGGACAAGGAAUUGCCAUUCCUCUGCUUUACGCUGUCACAGCUCAGAGACGGGCAGACACACACACACACAGAGAGGCACAGACGGCCAGUAAUAGCCUGUCACCGACACACAGCAGCCCGGACGCUUACCUCCAGCAGCGGCCGCCUCAUGCUGCUCAGGGACAGAAAAGCAGGAAAAAGAAGGUGCAGCAAGCUUUUGGUUAGGGGGAAACCCGCAGCUCACUAUUGACCCAAUUAUAAACCAAAAAACUGUCUUUGCAUGAUGCAUACUGCUGCAUGUUGUGUGUGUGUGAAGUAAAUGUCAUUUUGUUUUGCAAUUAACCAGCUCCCGUUUGUUAAAUCAAGUCAUUUUUGUUUUAGCUGUGACUCAGAUCUCAGCGUCCUUCCAGCAUCUUCUUUUCUCCCCCCCACCCCCCUUCUGCAUAUGCAGCACAUAAAGUGCCUCAUAACUUUCAGGGAUGUGAUGUAAAAUAUUCAACUGCUGAAACAUUAAUAUCCAUCACUGCAUACGUAAUAUGACAACAAAUAUUGUGCUCUGUUUUCUUAAUGCAAUUCAGUUAUGUGGCUGGCAAAGGAAAUAAAUGAUAUUGGUUGAAA